CAUUCAAAUGUCAACGGUUACCAUCUGGUAUAAAUGCUCUUCCACUCUCAUACUCAAUUCAUCCAUCCAUUCAAAACGUGCCCUCUUUGCAUCCUUCUAUUAAUCCAUGGAUAUCUCUAUGGAGCCAGAGGUGAAGGACAUGGCUCUUGACGAAACCAAAUUCGAUCUCCCUGUCGAUUCCGAGCACAAGGCGAAAACCCUAAAACUCUUCUCUUUCGCAAACCCUCACAUGCGAACAUUCCACCUCUCCUGGAUCUCUUUCUUCACCUGCUUCGUCUCCACCUUUGCCGCCGCCCCCAUGAUCCCCAUCAUCCGUGACAACAUCAACCUGACGAAGGCCGACAUAGGCAAUGCAGGUGUAGCCUCCGUCUCUGGCUCCAUUUUCUCCCGUCUUGUCAUGGGUGCAGUCUGCGACAUUUUGGGUCCUCGCUACGCCUGCGCAUUCCUCGUCAUGCUCAUCGCACCUGCGGUUUUCUGCAUGUCUUUGAUAUCCUCCGCGGAAGGAUAUAUUGCGGUGAGAUUCAUGAUUGGAUUCUCGCUGGCGACGUUUGUGUCGUGCCAGUACUGGAUGAGCACCAUGUUCAAUAGCAAGAUUAUUGGCAUCGCUAACGGGACGGCGGCUGGAUGGGGGAAUAUGGGGGGAGGAGCUACGCAGUUGCUGAUGCCGUUGGUGUUUGAUUUGAUAAGAAAGAUAGGGGCGACUCCGUUCAUUGCUUGGAGGAUCGCCUUCUUUAUUCCAGGAUGCAUGCACGUCAUAAUGGGACUCCUGGUUCUCACAAUGGGCCAGGAUUUGCCUGAUGGAAACCUUGGCAAACUCAAAAAACAGGGAGACGUCAACAGAGACAAGUUCUCCAAGGUUCUGUUGCACGCGGUGACCAACUACCGAACAUGGAUCUUUGUCCUUCUCUACGGAUACUGCAUGGGCGUCGAGCUCACCACCGACAACGUCAUCCACGAGUACUACUACGACCACUUCCACCUCGACCUCAAGACCUCCGGUUACAUCGCCGCAUCCUUCGGCAUGGCCAACAUCAUCGCCCGCCCCUUCGGUGGGUUUGUCUCCGACUUCAGCACCAAGCGCUUUGGCAUGCGCGCUCGUUUAUGGAACGUCUGGAUCUUACAGACCGCUGGCGGUGCUUUCUGCAUGUGGCUCGGCCAAGCCAAGUCCCUCCCCGUCUCUAUCUUCGCUAUGAUUUGCUUCUCGGUCUGUGCUCAGGCAGCUUGUGGCGCGAUAUUUGGCGUUAUCCCCUUCGUCUCUCGACGAUCUCUUGGAAUUGUGUCGGGGAUGACCGGAGCUGGAGGAAAUUUCGGCGCUGGGCUAACACAAAUUAUGUUCUUCACUAGCUCACAGUAUUCGGCGGGCACGGGGCUUACUCUGAUGGGGAUAAUGAUAAUGGCGUGCACGUUGCCUGUGGCUUUCGUGCAUUUUCCGCAGUGGGGGAGCAUGUUCUUGCCGGCGUCGAAGAGUGUGACUGAAGAGGAUUACUAUGGCUGGGAGUGGAGCGAAGAGGAGAAGCAGAAGGGCUUGCAUUCUGCGUCCAUGAAGUUUGCGGAUAACAGUCGGUCGGAGAGGGGACGGCGCGCCCCAAUCGCCUCGGUCCCGACGCCGCCAAAUGCAACGCCGGUGCACGUUUAGACCUGAGAGCAAAUGAGUAAUAAGCAUGGGAGAAAAUGGAACUUUUUAUGUUAUGAUCCGUGAG
This is a messenger RNA of Asparagus officinalis (garden asparagus), 1700 nucleotides long. RefSeq names its product high-affinity nitrate transporter 2.1-like. The transcript has 2 exons. Bases 107 to 1636 code for a protein of 509 amino acids. NCBI's taxonomy places the organism in Eukaryota, Viridiplantae, Streptophyta, Magnoliopsida, Asparagales, Asparagaceae. The record is from RefSeq and is a predicted model, not a curated record. Gene Ontology annotation, cellular component: plant-type vacuole membrane; plasma membrane. Gene Ontology annotation, biological process: nitrate transmembrane transport; cellular response to nitrate. Gene Ontology annotation, molecular function: nitrate transmembrane transporter activity.